AUGGCCCCUCUCGAUCCCGAACCACCAGACGAGGAUCAUGAUCCAUCUACUACCCACCCCGCCAAAAGAAAGACAACCGCGAAUGGCACUCCGCGACGAGCCUCUGCUGCAAAAGGAGAUAGCAAUGGCAUUUCUCCCAAACCAUCCAGCGGCACGACAACCCCAAUGCGAAAAGCCUCGGCGCAAAAUAAAACCAAAACACCAAACACAGCUCCGGCUCGCGCGCGGACUGGAGCGAAGAAAGCGGAGCCUACACUGCUUGGUGACUUUCUGCUAGGAAGACCGAGUCCUACACGAAAUCGAAGGAAAAGUGUUGAUGUUGUCAAAGCUGAGAUGCGGGAGAAUCUUGUAGGCAAAGUGCAGCCACCGGGAGCAGUAAAAGACAGAGUCAAGACAUGGCAGAAGGCGAACGCUGCUGCCAUAAUCAUUGAUCCUCUGGCGGACGCGGCUAGCCAACCAGAUGACGUUGGAGGAUGGGAGAAUGAAGACGACACAAGUGUGGAUGAAGAAGAAAGAUUACGCAUCAAAUUUAGAGAAGCGAAGAAAACCAAUGCUAGAAGGAAAAGCAAGGAAGGACCAGAGAUACCGAAGCACAUACCUAAUGCCGCUCCGCCAAAGCGAGUCAUUAGCGAUUCACAUUGGAUGAAGCAGAAAAAGAAGAGCCCGCCUAGGUCCGGAGCAGCACUUCCAAAGAACUUUUUGCAAACAACUUCGGCGAAUCCGACUGUAGACAAGAAAAUAUCCGACUGGGUCAAGAGAACGGAGAGUGAGGACUCUGGUGUAGAAAAGCCGAAAGAGAAACCACGGAGUAGGAAAACAUCCAGAAUAGACCUGCUCGGAAACGAAAAUCGGACAAAAUCCCCGCGCGACACUACACUCGACGACGGUAUUAGAAUUAAACCCUCGCCAGGACACUCACAUGACGAUGGUAUUCGGAUAAGAGCUGGUGGGAACAGCCCGGCAGACGAUGGAAUCAGGGUGACGCCCUCUAAGCGAAGGCCAAGGUCAAAGGAAACCCAAGACGAUAGCGAAAAGGAAGAUUUUCAACAUUCGGCGUCGAGAUCACGCUCCAAGGGUCGACGAUCGAAUAGGUCGGAAGAUGAUGGUCUUCGUGUGCAGCCUAAGAAUGAUGCUCAACAUGACGGAAUACGUGUCAAGCCCUUACGAGCAGACUCGGUGGACGACGGGAUUCGGGUGAAACCAUUGCGACAGAAGAGUGCUCAUGGAUCGACAAGGAAAGAUCAUUUGGAUGACUCUUCGAGCUCAGGGAAGCGGACUGGACAAAAUCUCAGAAUACCCUCGGACGCUACUACAAAACGGAAAACGAGCUCCCAUGUUGUAAGCGAGUCGAACGUGCCGGAAGACCAGUCCUCGAUCGUGUCAAAGAGCCCUUCAAGAAAUCUACGGUAUCAAAAGCAAACGGCUCAGACUCCGCCGGAGUCGUUAGCUGAUAUCCCGUUUGGAAAUUCGGCGUUUAGUGUUGUCGAAUUGCCCCUUGGUGCCGAAGCAGGCAACACUGUAAAAAGGCCUCCGCCGAAACGCAAUCCAAGCUUUGGCGGGGUGCCAAAGGCAUUAAAAAAGGUGUUCAAUGAGGGUAUGAAGAUUGCUCACGAUACAGUGGAACCACCGAGAGGUGGACAAAAUCAUCCCCCUAGCAUCGAGUCAUGGCUGAAAGGUACCUCUGACCCCUUUGUUGAUAAGCCUGGUUCGCCAAAGUCAACAUUAGACGUUCCCGACUCUUCCUCAACUUCCUCGCGAAAAGUCAGCUACAACAAGGAUGAUCUGUCCGAAAAAGGCUUUACAAUAAACCACGACAUAAAAAAACCAAGAAAUCGCAGAGAGCAAGAAUCCGACGGAGGAACCGAGGUCUCAGCCGACGAUGUCUCUCCAAUUGAGACCAGAAAGACUCGGGAGACCCUGCCUAGCAUGGCUCCAGUCUCACCACUAGCAUCACCGGGUGGGUUAAAAAGGACACCAGCUACUCGAAAUACUUCCUCGCCGAAGACUGCUAAGAAAGUGCCACUCAAAGACGCAUUCAUGGAUGCGUUUCGAGGAGAGUCCUCCACUUCACAUCCAAGAAAGAUGUCAAAUCCCUUCCUGGACAUUACGGGCCUUCGAGAGAGAGAAGUUGUGACAAAUCCCCGGACUGCUGAUCAAAGGAUCGCUCGAGACUUUGGCGACGAAGCAUUGGAUGAGACACCAACCAAACGUAGCCCAAAACUCGAGAGAGCAGCAUCUGAAGAAGUGAAAAGAGAGAAGCCACUUCCGGCAUUUGCUAGAAGGACAGCUCCAACUACCGGCACCCACAGGCUAUCAACUAUUCUGUCUGAAGUAUCAUAUAGCACAUCCUCGUCAGCUACAGGGACAGAUACCGGGUCAGAGGUAUCUCAGACCACAGUCACACAGGACACAGUACUUACAGGUCCUACCACUUCGAGCUUGUCGCGCAGUACACAUAGGAGCAAUAAGUCAGGUCUCAAGAGACGGUUAACAAAGCACUCAGAUCUGGUAUCAAUGUUGUCUUUACCUGAUGCCGUUGAGCCCGCAAGAAAGCAAAGCAUCAGGUCAGCAAGAAGCAUCCGAACCACAAGAAAUCACCUCGAAACAGCAACCGUCCAAGACCUAAUGCGAGAGCUGGUUGAGGAUGAGACCAAGUAUAAGCGAGAACUCAAGACCUUGGUUGAUGGUGUAAUUCCCGUAUUAUUGACCUGUGUUCUGUCAAAAUCGGAUUCUGCUCUCGCUGCUGGGCUUUUCAAUCCGCACCGUGACCCAUCUCAAGACAGCGCAAUCACCAAGCCUAUUGUGGAUAUGGGUGUUGCCUUGGAACGAUUGAAGAGUCUCCAUAACCGUAUUCCUCUAGCAGAUGCGGACGCGUUUAUUUCAUGGGCACAAUCAGCGCAUAGAACCUAUGAAGACUACCUUUCGGCUUGGCGUGCUGGCUUUCAAGACGUAGUCGUCAACCUUGAGCCAGCCACCUCUGACAAGCAACUUGCGAUAGAUGAGAUUGAGCGAGACGAGAAUGGAGAUGCGGUUGGUGCUAAUGGCGAAAGGGCUGAUGUGGCUUAUUUCUUGAAAAGGCCUCUUGUACGAGUCAAAUUCCUCGCUCGAACAACAAAGGGCCUCUCUAACCUUAUGAAAACCGCUAAAUCACAGAAGGUUGAGGAACAGUAUCAGGAACUUGCCCAGACCGCUCGGCGACGGCAUAAAGAAGAGAGCGCGAGACUCGAGGACGAAAAAGCAAACAAUACCGAUCCGACUCGAGCUCGCGACCCCAGAACUCUAGAUUUGGUCGAUGGUGUAAAGAUCGAUCGAACAAGACAGGUCUGUGCCAAGGAUAUCUUUCAUCUUGACCUAGAACAUUCAACCGGCCAGCGUGUAGGCUGUCGAGUUGAGCUCGUUCUACGUGAUAAGCCCGAUGAUGAAGGCGAUGUCCUCAUUUGCGAGAUGGACGAAUUGAGGCGUUUCCUACUUUUUCCACCAAUUGCUAAAAGCUCCAUCUCUGCUCGACUUGGUGACGGAAAAGAUCAAGUCAUCAUCAUGAUUAGAGGCGUGGUUGACAAUAAAGAGUGGCAUGAGCUGUUACUUCUCGAGGCCGACGACCCUGAGGCAGCCGAAGAAUGGGUGGAAUUGCUGGGGUCGGUUCCAUUGCCUCCGCCAAUUGAGACAAUCAUCGACAGUGGUCAACAACUUGAUGCCCUAGUCUCAUCGGUUGGCAUAUGGCAGGACAGAAGACAACACCUCAUGUCUGGGGGCUUGGGUCUCAAAGACAUACAAAUACCAAUUGGUGAAAGACUUCGACGUGGGGAAGAGGAGAUAGCUGAACCAUCCACUCCUGAUCGUAAGCGAGUGUCUCAGCGACGAGCUCCGGCUUCAUUUGGAUCCUUGCCAACGUCCAUCACAGAAGAGUCACUUCUAUCGGAGCCGGUUGUAGAUUUGAAUGAUGCCAUGAACAAAGCUGGGUCCCUAAGCACGCCAAAACGACCAAGAGCAGCCAGGUACCAUGACAGAUCCAGUCCCAUAAGGCCGUCGACUCCUAAAGAUUCAGCCGAUUUGAGUUCGGAGCAUUCCACGCCAACUCAAUCACGAGAAGACAUGAAGUCACUGGAAGCAUCUCAAAGGGAUCAGGAUCGUUUUGGCCCUCGAGAAGUGAACGUCCCCAAGAUACGUGCUUCAAGUACUCCGGCAAGCCCAGAGACUGCAAAGUCAAGCACCCCUCUUAAGGAAUAUAUGCGACCCCAAUCUUCACCUACCACGCCGACUCAGCAGGACAGCCCGCCUCCGCCUCCUCCUCAUAGGAGCCCAACACCGAAGGCACUUAAGAAAGCCCCAGUCUUGGACACAAAGGCUGCCCGUAAUCUCAACAGAAGGACCUCUUCACCACUUAAGCAUGAAUAUCAACCCUCGGAUGCAUCUGGGACCUCAUCUGCCGAAGAUUCUGACUCUGAAACUGAUAGUACUGGAUCGUAUUCAGAGUCAUCUGAUGAUGAAGAGCUUGAGUCCGUUCAAGAAGCUGGGCCUGUUCCUAUAUAUGGUAAGCGUGUAUCGCCUUCAGGAUCCAUUUACAGCCUUCCCAACACAACUUUGGCGCCAUCCAACUCAGCUUCUCAAGGCCCAUACCGUAAAGCACCUGUUCAAUGUGAUGCCAAGGACACAGAACGUCACACCGUGAUGAGUCUGUCAUACUGGAACGAAAAAGGUCAAUGGGUCGACAUUUAUUCAGGACCCUGUUCUUUGAUUAUCGGUCCAGGCUGGCUCCGCGCAUAUAAAAUGGACGACUACCAUUCCAAUCCUUACCAAGAUCGCCCUUACUCAUCUUCUGGAAGUGCUGAUGUUGAUCAUCGAAGUGACGCAGCUACACCAUUACCGCUCAUUGCUCAAGAGCUCACGCCAAAUGUCUUUAUGCAAAGACACACAAUCGACAUUCAUGUUAGGUCUCCUCCAAUGGCGGAGUCGACUUUGAAAUGUAAGGGAACUACGGUGCGGUAUCAUAUGUUGACACCUGUUGCUUGUGUUCAACUCUACCAGUCGCUUUAUGAGUCAAGUAAGAACAAUAUGACUUACAAUAAACUUGAAGAAGAAAGAAGGAUCAAUGCCUAUGGGACAUAUGGAGCAGCAGUUCCUAACAAUAGGCGCAACUCGUGGUUUGGUCGUCGAAACAGCUAUCGUGCUUCAGCUCGUGCCCCCUCAGAGAUGGUAUCAGAGCAAAGCGGUCGAUCCUCCCAGUCGAGAAUGUCUGCACUUAGACUUCGGUUAAGUGGUGGAAGCAUCUUUAAUAUAGCCAAAUCCUCCAUCGACGUCUCUCAAGGGGGUAACCGCUCAGGCACAAACAGCCUAGGCUCCUCUGAAUACUCCGGCAUCACUCCCCCUCGCACACCCACCAGCAUGUUCUCAGGCAGCGGCGGCGCAAACAUAGCCGACCUAGGCUCCGAAAACAUCCGCGUUCGUCUCUACCAGCUAGCCACAACCUCUAAAUGGGAAGACAAACGCUACGCCUACCUCACCGUUACCCCACCACCUCCUGGUCGUCGUCCGAACUCCACGCUCCGCCACGGCAUCGAGAAACACAUCAUCGUCACCCGUCGCGAACACAAUCACCGCGACGGCCCCGGCGAGGUCAUCAUCGAUGAGGUCCUCGGCGCGAAUUGCUUCCAGAUGGUCGGUGUUAAGGGUGUUAUGGUUACGAUUUGGGAUGAUAUACGCGGGCCUAAUGGCGAGAUUGGGCAGAUUGGCGCGAGUGGGGGUGUUGCUGGUCGUCAGCGCAAAUUUUUGUUUCAGACUAGCUGGGUGGCGCAUGCGAAUUGGAUUUUUGGGAUUUGUUCGGCGGGAAGGUAG
Glarea lozoyensis ATCC 20868 is the source of this 5832-nucleotide messenger RNA. RefSeq lists its product as uncharacterized. The transcript is spliced from 2 exons. Lineage: Eukaryota; Fungi; Ascomycota; Leotiomycetes; Helotiales; Helotiaceae. The coding region runs from base 1 to 5832 and encodes 1943 amino acids. The record is from RefSeq and is a predicted model, not a curated record.